Messenger RNA from Perkinsus marinus ATCC 50983, 963 nucleotides. RefSeq lists its product as hypothetical. The transcript is spliced from 7 exons. The record is from RefSeq and is a predicted model, not a curated record. Bases 1 to 963 code for a protein of 320 amino acids. NCBI's taxonomy places the organism in Eukaryota, Perkinsozoa, Perkinsida, Perkinsidae.
AUGGCCAAAGUCGACAAAACAGUGCCACUGGUUAACAAAGAAGAUGUUCUCCAGGCUUAUCGGAGGCUCCCUACAAAUGCCAAACAAGAACUACUCACUAUCAUCGAUGCACAACUCGUCUCUCGAGUGAAUGAAAUACAUAAGGAAGCGAAGAGAGAUGACAUUCUUUGCACGCGUCAGCAGCCUAAGUCUAAACGCCUCGUUGGCCUGUCAGCGUUCUACCUCUUCAACAGUACCAAACUGAUGCAAGGGAUUCUCGAUCCUUCGGGAGCUCAAGCUCUUGCCCAUGAUCGCAGCAUCAAACCAGACGUGCUUCAGCCUAAGUAUCACACAGUACUCAAUGAGACGCUGCUCCCGUUCAUUCAAGAUCGAUGUGAAGAUUUCCUUGCCAAUGCUAAGAGGAUGCGUUCAAGGAUUGUACGGCGAACUGAGUUAUGGUAUCGUCUCACAGACUUUGCCAUGGAGGACCCGAGGUAUGUGUCUGUGGAUGGCAUUGUCGCUCAAGCUCUCGAGUUCGUAAGGCGCAGAGGCAUUCAUCGCAUUGUCGUAGCCGACUGGAACUACUGCCAGGAUCUGUGUGAAGCGACUCCUGGUUGCAAGAACUAUGGUUGGGGUUCUUACUGUAAGGGUAACGGUGUCUGUUUCGGUCUGCUCGAUAUGGGAGAUGGUGAUUAUUGCUUUGAGCCCACCGAUGGAUACAACGGUGGCUACUGCAGCGACAAAGUCUACAGUCCUGUGUCCUGCCCAGUGGUUGAUAAGACUUGUGAGGAUCUUUGCGCGGAGACCCCCAAGUGCAAGAAUUCUAAGUGGGGAUCGUACUGCAAGAAGUAUGUCGAUCAGCCUGGUCCUUAUGUGUGCUUCGGAUUGUACCACUCCGACAAGCCUCAUCUCUGCUAUGAACCUUCUGAGGGUGACAAGUGUGAUGAGUCCUCACCUGUCUAUUGCCCCUCAGAAAUGGAUUAG